This is a messenger RNA of Pyricularia oryzae 70-15, 1645 nucleotides long. RefSeq lists its product as uncharacterized. NCBI's taxonomy places the organism in Eukaryota, Fungi, Ascomycota, Sordariomycetes, Magnaporthales, Pyriculariaceae. Gene Ontology annotation, molecular function: oxidoreductase activity, acting on NAD(P)H. The record is from RefSeq and is a predicted model, not a curated record. Bases 362 to 1447 code for a protein of 361 amino acids. The transcript is spliced from 4 exons.
AGAUAAAAGACGCCAUCUUCCCAGUGAUGAUAUUCCCGACUUGGGACUCUUUCCUGUUUCUUAUCCUCACAUUGCGUUAGUGCCAACCCGCUCAAAUCUCCACAAUUGUAUCCAGUUGCCAACAAGCUAUACUGUGUAUCGCCUUGAAAGGGCCUGCCUUUUGCCCCUCUUGAUAUCGUCACUCGGUAGAUCGCCGUGGCCACCGGGGGGUUUGGACCAGAAUCCAGCCUUGAAAUAAUCGACUUGAUUUAUUUUUGAAAUAACCCCCCCUACCCGGAGCUUCCUCUUUUUCGACUUUCCUGCAGUCCAGGGACCUUUCAAACCAAAACAACCAGAACGUCGAGUCGAUAUACCGAAGAAAAUGGCCAUCCCAUCAAAAGCGCGAGCGCUCAUCAAAACCCAGAAGGGCAAGGUUGAGGUGCAGACCGUGCCGACGCCCAAGCUCCGGGACAAUUACGUACUGGUCAAGACGACUGCAGUUGCGUUGAACCCCACCGAACCUCACGCCGUCUUCGAUGAUGACACGGUGCAACCCGGUAGCCUUGUGGGGUGCGACUUUGCCGGCGUAGUUGUCGAGGCUGGCGACAACAGCAGGUUCAAGCCCGGCGACAGGAUCGCGGGAAUGGCUCAUGGAGGAAAUGCCGAAAAUAUGGAGGACGGCGCGUUUGCAGAGUACAUAAACGUCAAGGAUGGCAUCGCACUCAAGAUUCCAGACAAUAUCACGGACGAGCAGGCGGCGACGUUGGGUGUUGGCGUCACGACUGUGGGUCAAGGUCUCUACCAAGCUCUCCGCCUGCCACUCCCCAACGACGCCGAGGCCGUGGCAGCUCAUGCAGGGACCCCGAUCCUCAUCUACGGCGGCAGCACGGCAACGGGCGUGCUGGGCAUCCAGUACGCCAAGCUCUCGGGGCUGAGGGUGCUGGCGACGGCGUCACCGCGGAACCACGAGUACCUCAAGUCAAUCGGGGCGGACGAGGUGUACGACCACUCGUCGCCGACCUGGGUGGACGAGGUGCGCAAGUCGACGGGCGGCCGGCUGCGGCUGUGCUGGGACUGCAUCGCGCGCGACGGGAGCCCGCAGGCCUGCGCGAGGGCGCUGGAUCAGGACGAGCCCGGCGCAGUGUACCGCAACCUGCUCCCCGUCGAGGACGACGAGGUCAAGAGUGUCAACCCGGUCUUGGAUGGGCCCGCCUUCACCUUGGGCUACACGGCCUUUGGGGAGGACAUGAGUAAGUUGGGCAAGAACUGGCCGGCCUCCAAGGAGGAUUACGAGUUUGCCAAGGUCUUUUGGAAGCUGACCGAGGACCUGCUCGCCCAGGGCAAGCUCAAGCCCGUCAGGCAGCAGGUUGAUCGAGGAGGCAAGGGUUUGGAGCAUGUGUUUGAGGGGAUCCAGGAUUUGAGGGAUUGGAAGGUUAGCGGCUCCAAGCUGGUUUACCAUGUCGCUUGAAGGAGAAAAUUAGGAUGCGAUGUCUCGAGUCUGAGCAAGGCUGAAGGGGGCCUUAAUGGUGCGAGACAACAUGAAUAACAUGAUUCCAAGAAACCAACAAAGUUGCCUAGGUAGGCUAAAGACACAAAUGCUACAUUAUGCUUAUGAAUGCCCACAGGGCAAUGUAACAGAGUGGUAAAUGAAGCAUUUGUUCUGCGU